This is a messenger RNA of Eimeria necatrix, 351 nucleotides long. RefSeq lists its product as hypothetical. The transcript has a single exon. Lineage: Eukaryota; Apicomplexa; Conoidasida; Eucoccidiorida; Eimeriidae. The coding region runs from base 1 to 351 and encodes 116 amino acids. The record is from RefSeq and is a predicted model, not a curated record.
AUGGCUGCUGAAUUUAAGGCCCCAUACGUUGGAACAGCUUCUACAAAGACAGCUGCAAUAGCAUACGCUGCUGGAGGCGCUGCACAGCACGCUGCAGCACAAGUUGAAGUCUUCGCUGUAGAGCAAGCUGCAGCGAACACUGCAGCACGGGUUGCAGCCCUUUCUGCGGUGCAGCUGCAGCAAAAGCUGCAGCGGAAGCUGCAGAACCAGCUAGCUGGGGCUGCAGCCGAAGCUGCAGCGCAAGCUGUAGCCCUGGUUGCAGCAAAAGCCACAGCACAAGAUGCAGCAAAGGCUGCAGUGCCAAUCUUAGUGCAGGUUGCAGGCCUAGUCGCCGCAGGAGCUGCAGCAUAG